Lichtheimia ornata is the source of this 1146-nucleotide messenger RNA. RefSeq lists its product as uncharacterized. Gene Ontology annotation, biological process: proteolysis. The transcript is spliced from 2 exons. The record is from RefSeq and is a predicted model, not a curated record. The coding region runs from base 1 to 1146 and encodes 381 amino acids. NCBI's taxonomy places the organism in Eukaryota, Fungi, Mucoromycota, Mucoromycetes, Mucorales, Lichtheimiaceae. Gene Ontology annotation, molecular function: aspartic-type endopeptidase activity.
AUGAUCCCUUACAGUGGUUGGAUUUUUGCUUUGGUUCCAUUCUUGUCAAGUGUUGAGGCUCUCCCAGCUGCAGGGUCUUCCCCCAUCGAGUUGCCGGUGCGCUGGAUGUACCGCAAUCGGAACGAGGAUAGCAUUGGGAUGAUGCGUGCUGAUCUGCCGAGCGAAAAAAUCUACUAUGAUAAAGAAAUCCUAGAACCUGCUGUGGAGCUUGGCAUCGGCACACCACCACAAAACUUCUACUUGAACUUUGACACGGGCAGCUCAAUCACGUGGUUUCCUUCUCAAUCUUGCACCCAAGAUGAUGGUUGUAUGUCUGAUAGACAUUUCAACCCCAAGGAUUCAUCUACCUAUAAGGACCUCGAUACUGAAUUCCAUGGCCUAUAUGGGUCAACUGAAGCUUAUGGAGACUAUUUCAAGGAUACGGUGCAAGUUGGCGGUGUAUCGUUACCCAAUCAGCAAGUUGCCCAAGUUAACAAGCAAACAGGCACCUUUGCUGACCAAUACGGUCAUGACAGCUUCACUAUGGAUGGCAUCAUGGGUGCUGGUUUUGGCGAAACAGGGCCCACCAUCCCCAUGGAGCUCUACAAUAAUAAGCUUAUCCCAAAGCCUAUGUUCUCGGUGUAUACGGGCGAAUUAGGUGGAAGCUCUGGAUCGGUUGUUUUCGGAGGUGUCCAUGACAACAAAUCGCUCAAUGUAACAGGUGCACGUGAUGGUGAAGAAAUGUGGUAUACUAAAGUACGCACAUUGGAUGUGGAUGGCGACAACGUGUUGUCGUUCAAUGACGAUGUUUAUUGGCUUGUGGAUACUGGUACAAGUCUCAGCCGUCUUCCUAAGGAUGAAGCUGACAAGUUGGCCUCCAAACUUUUUGGGGAUGAUGCUACAUACAAUGAACCCCUUUACACUAUCCAUAACUGCUCAAAGUAUCUAUCUCAAUCAUGGGCUAUCACUUUGACCCUCCCCAAUGUCGAUGGCGGAGAAUUUGAGUUGACAUUCAAUCCCCAAGAUGUAUUGAACGCUCACGCGGGUGGUACUUGCACGUUUGGUUUUGCAACAGAAGACUUCCCCAUUCUAGGCAACAUGAUGUUGCGACGCUACAUUACAGCAUACAACUUUGACGAAAAGACCGUUGGCUUUGCUCUGAAAUAA